AUGGAAAAUAUGGAGCAAAUCUGGAAUUCUUCCGUUCAUACAUUUCAUGGUAAGAUAUUUCUUCGGAUUACAAAAACACGUAAAACAAUUGACAAUAUAGGCGGUCAAGAUUGGCGUUCACUUGAAAAUUUUGUUGAAGAUUAUUCUGUAACGACAAAUGCUUUUGGAACACCUUUAUCAGCUGCAAAAGCCGCUACCGAUGCGUUACAAACAAUGCAUCAUUAUCCUGCCAGGGAUACUGAACCAGCCAAAACACAAUUAGCGAAUUUUCUUUCUAUCAAUGAAAAUUCGAACAAUAUCCAGAAACGUUUAGUUUUAGGAAACGGCGCGUCAGAAUUGAUUGAUUUGUGUAUUCGUUUAGCUCCUGGAAAAACAUGGCGUGCAGGUCCGUGCGAACCACAAUAUCAAGAAUAUGCAAGGUCCGCAGCUAAUUAUAAAAGAACUAAAUUACCAUUUCAGUCACAAUCAGCUGACCUUCUUUGUAUUGUUAAUCCGUCUAAUCCAACAGGCAAAUACUUUACAGUAAACGACAUGAUGCACAAUUUAGAAAAUGCUUGGAAUGUUCCGCACGGUUCCACUGUUAUUGUUGAUGAGUCAAUGCAACCUUGGAUAGGAUCUUUGUGGAGGGAAGAAAGUUUGAUUUCCAAAGGAGAGUGGAUUUCGUUUAUGGCACACGAAAAGCAGAUUAAAAUUUUUAUCAUUCACUCUUGGACUAAGCUAUGGUCGUGCACAGGUCUUCGUGUUGGGUCUAUUCUUUGCCCUACGGAUCAUGAUUGUUUAAAUAUUUCACGCUAUCAAGUUCCAUGGUCUAUGAACAGUGCAGCCAUUGCAUUUCUUGCUGCAGUAGUUAAAGACGAAGAGUAUCUAAAUAAAACAUGGAAAUGGACAAGUAUUUGGCGUGCUCAAUUGUGUGAAGGACUUUCCAGGAUCUUCCCUAAUUGGACUUUUCAUGGCGCAAAUUUUAUAUCCUUUAUUUGGAUUGAUACACAUAAUGAAUCGGUAGCACAGGAGUGUGUUUUGCAAUGUCGUAAAGGAGGAAUGCCUAUUCGGUGGGGUGGUUUAGGCUAUGAAUCGCCUACUUGUAUACGAAUAGCAGUGAGAUCAAAUGAAAAAAACCAAUUGCUAAUUCAAUGUUUAAAUACGAUAACAAAAAUAAAAAAUUACACAAUAGUUUGACUGAGCGACAGAGCGAUAAAAUGUGGAUCCUUGUAAAGAACGUUAAGAUUGUUGGAAGCUUGUGGUUAAAAAAAACACCAUUUGAAAUGCAUGCACAAAAAUAUGGCAUCCUUUAGGUUUUGUUUAAGGUCUUGCUGUAUAGCGAAAACAAUAGAAUUUUAGUAGCAUUUAACUCAUGUUUUUUAUUUAACAACAAUGCAUUAUUUAAACAGCAAAAUAAACAACUUUCUUAUGCUGCAACUUGAAACACUACCUUUACCUUGUGUGUAUCUUGAACUGCCUUGGAUACCAACUCGCGCAUAUUGUCGCUUACUAGCCAAUACAUUUCAUCCAAACAAAACAACUGAUUCUGUUGAACAAAUUUUAUGUCAAUUAUACAGCCAUGUUCUUUCUUCUAUUGGUUUCAUUCAAAAAAAUCGUUCUAGUUGCCUUGAGUAUCUGUUUGUUGAAAAAUACAACUAUUCAUGCUUUUGUAUACGUCAAGUUCUUCUUGGCCAAUUCUCUUCAAAUCAAAAAAGUACAUUGCUUAACUGUAUGGUUACACAGAAGAAAUCAUAUCAGCAAGUUUUUGACCUUUCAUAUAAAACGGUAUCUGCCUCUGAAUUGUUUUCUCUACGUCUUUCUAAAUCUCAGCGUCGACAAGGUUUAUACCUAAAGCGACGAAUUUCCUACCAUCAUCAUGAGCAUAUUUAUAUUUACCAAAAAAGACAUUCAUUAGAUAAUCUUCCACUUGAUAUUCAGUCUCUGAACGACUAUUGGGAAAAUCGCAUUCAAUCCAUCGAGCCAUAUAUUACAACAUUAGUUAUUUUAUUAGAUUUCACUCACCAACAGAAAUUUGAUACCCGCGGAGAAGUCUCUAAAACAUUUUUAAAUAGCGACAAUCAUCAUCAGUGGAAGUGCGAAAAUACGAGAAAAAUCAUUCAUAUGACUUUACAAUUGAAUUGCAUCUUUCUUUCUCAACAUGUCCCAUAUACGGUGGUUAUUUUUCAUCGCUUGCCCGAAACUUUUUCUACUUUUAUACAGCAAUGUAUAGAAAAAUCAAAUACAAAUAUUACACUGGGAAUGAAUGCGUCAAGUCACCAACUAGAAAAAGAAAACGAGAUAGAUGAGUCUUUUCAUCACCAUCGCCGAGCAGUUUCUUUACCUUUAACGUUAUCUUGUUCCCAUGCUGUUAACAAGACUUGUAAAUUUAACCAAGCCAACUCAUGUAAGGACACUUUUGACCUUUCAAAACUUGAGAAGAAGCAAGAGAAAAAGCUUUCAGAACAACUUUUACCUGAUCGCUGUUUAUAUAAGAAAACUUUGCUUCAACGCCCAGAAUUUGUCAAUUCAAUGAGCAGUACCAUACCAAAUGAAUGGUUUAGUAUAAAAAAAAACGGGACAUUACGGGAAAUAAAAUAUGAACCAACAUUAAGAAUGUCCUUUCAAAACUGUAAAUCAACACGACAAUCCAUGUUGUCGGUUAUAUGCCACGCCUUUUGUUCAAAAGCAUGCGGCAUUUUGGACUCCUCUACCUUACCACUACAGCAGCACGAUGUCUCUAAUCACAAACCAUCAACUUAUUCUUUUUUGGAUGACGCUUCGUCUCAAUCAUUUAACGAUGACUUUAACAAUCCAGCUUCACGUUCCAAUACGUCAAGUCAGCGAAAUAUGUACUCCAAUCCACUUCACUAUUCUGAUCAGACACUUUGUGAGAACGUUCACUUACCUUCCGGUUCACAUGUCUCUUUGAAAAGUCGACGAUAUUCAAAACCAUCUAGCCCAAAAGUAGUGCGUUCUCGCAACAAAAUUCGUUCCCAAAACAACAUCCAUACCUCAUCUUCGUCCUCUUUAAUUAGCUUGAUCUCAACAGAAACUGAUUUCACUAUCACAUCACUUGAUCUCGUACAACCUUGCGAUGGUCGUAUCUGAUUAUAAGACAACCGUAGCAUCCGAUUUCCACUCAUAUUUUAAUGUAAAACUUCUAUGAAACCUUAUACAAAUAUGCGCAAAUGUCUCCAUGUGUUUCGGGAAGCAUAAAAACGCGCUUAUGAUGCGUCAACACAGUGUGCUUCUUAACAAGUCAUUAUAAUUAAAAAAAAAAUACCACUGCUUUUAAAAUUUUUUUAACACGCUACAAAAAGUGUACUUAAUAAAUGCUUCCAGUGCAAUGUUGCUUAUCCUUAUUUUCCCUAAAUCAAAACAAAGAAAGCUGAGUUUUUAUCUAAUGUAUGCUUUUAUUCAUAAAACGCGAACUUUUUCGUGUUAGUCAAAAAUAUGUGAAGAAAGAUAAGAAACGUUAUAUAGAAAAAUUUUGAAAUCUUUUUUGAACAAUUAA
Hylaeus volcanicus is the source of this 3493-nucleotide messenger RNA. Its product is annotated as histidinol-phosphate aminotransferase-like. Gene Ontology annotation, biological process: biosynthetic process. NCBI's taxonomy places the organism in Eukaryota, Metazoa, Arthropoda, Insecta, Hymenoptera, Colletidae. Gene Ontology annotation, molecular function: pyridoxal phosphate binding. Bases 1 to 1176 code for a protein of 391 amino acids. The record is from RefSeq and is a predicted model, not a curated record. The transcript has 17 exons.